AUGAACCAAAAUGAAAUGGAGAAAACCUGGCCAAAGCAGUUUCUUCUCAAAGCGAAGCAUGUGCUCCGCAGAGUUGACCACACCCCGAUGAAGAAGGCAGUGCCCGGCGGGCUGGGUGUGCACCCGAUCUGCUCUCGUACAGUCACAGCAUUUGUAACACGACUUCAGGAGAAACACCUGGGCGAGCCUGGUGGAGGAGGGAGACGGUGGCAUGGGCAAGGUGCCACCACACAUGGCUGUGGCCACCAGGUGCCGCCCCCUGAGCCCCCAGCCCAGGGGAUGCUCCCACCUCGGAGGACGGAGCUCUGCCGUCGGCUCCUCUCGGGAGGCAAGGCUGAGCUUUGGCAGACCGUCUGCUGCCCGCAGAAGUGGCGGUGGCAGUGGUGUAUCUUCCUUCUGAUUUCAGCUUGGGGAAGAGCUGCUGCUGCCACGUACCUGGUCGGCUUUAUACUUCUAGUCAUCUGUUUUGCUCUGGCCAUCAUAGCGUUUGCCAUUGACACGCUUCGGUUCAACUUCAUACGAGGGAUUGGAGGCUUGCUUUUUGUCGCUGCUGUGUUCUCCAUCAUGGGCCUGGUCAUUUAUCCAGUAAAGUUCUCCACUGAAAUUCCACUGACAGGAAUCAAUAUGUUCAGCUGGGCCUACGGCUUUGGCUGGACCACCGCCAUUAUGGAAAUAUGCUUGGGAUUCUUCUUCUGCUGCCUUCCUAACUAUGAAGAUCAGAUCUUGGGUAAUGUGAAGCCCACAUAUUUUUACUCUUCCCCAUAAGCACCAGGAAAAAUGCAUUCGUAUUCCAGAGAUAUCUGACAGACCAGCUACGUUUUCCAGAAUAUUGUCAUCAGAUGUUAGUAGAAAAAGCUGGUAUCUUUUCAAAUGUGUGUAGAAAAACGGUACCGGCAUUCUGCAAUAAAGUUAUCUACUCUAUUUUG
This is a messenger RNA of Tauraco erythrolophus (red-crested turaco), 926 nucleotides long. The record is from RefSeq and is a predicted model, not a curated record. Lineage: Eukaryota; Metazoa; Chordata; Aves; Musophagiformes; Musophagidae.